Aureobasidium musti is the source of this 819-nucleotide messenger RNA. NCBI's taxonomy places the organism in Eukaryota, Fungi, Ascomycota, Dothideomycetes, Dothideales, Saccotheciaceae. The record is from the annotation of a GenBank genome assembly.
AUGGCUUCGGGCUUGACUGUGACUAUGGCGAAUCCUGCCUUAACUUCUGGUGAGCUGGCUUGGAUUCUCAAGUCUUCUGAGCCUCAGGUUGUCGUGACUACGCCAGAAGGUCUGCAGGUCCUCAAUGCAGCUAUAACCGAGAGUGAUAGUCCUAGGGUCAAGGCUAAUCUCAUCAAUACACGCCGUGUUUACAUCGUGGAUCCUGCUCAUGACGAGUACGGUCUUCCUUGUUCACACUCCAAGGGCACUGAUCUAGAUCAACACUCACAAGAUUGGAAGGCUCUGUUGGCGCCUAAACCGCUUAGGGCUCCUGUCCAAUUCAAGUCCAGCGAAUACAAAGAACGAACGGCAGUCAUCCUCUGGUCAUCGGGUACCUCGGGUAAAUCUAAGGGUGUCGUUUUGUCUCAUCAGGCUCUUGUCAGCAAUGUGCACUCACUAUGGCAUAUCAACCAAGCAUUCGAUGGGAACCAACGAUGGCUAGGCUUUGCUCCGUUCUACCACAUUUUUGCACUCUGCAAUGUCUUGCUUCUCGCGGUUGCAUCUGGAGCUACCAUCUUUGUUAUGCCGAAAUUCGACCCUAAGCUCAUGCUUAGCCACGUACAGCGCUUUCGCGUCACUUUCUUACACAUGGCCCCUCCAGUCGCUGUGCUGCUUGCUAAAUCGCCCAUGCUGGAUGACUACGACAUGACGAGUAUUCAAGGUGCCGUCAGUGGAGGUGCUCCUCUGCCAUCGGAAAUCGUCGAACAGGUCUACCGACGACUAGGUAUAUUGAUCAAACUGGUUAGUUCAACUCAACGUAUACCUGUGUGCCUGCCCUAA